AUGGCUACAACUGCAACUACAACUACUGCUACUAUAAAUUUACAACCAUCUUCAAUACCUUCAUCAACAACAACAAAUUCAAUAAAUAUAACUAAAAAACAACCAACUAUACCUAAAAAUGAAAUAAUACCUUCAAAAACAGAUAUUGGAGCAUUAGCAAAUAGAAUAAAUUUAGAAACAAGAUCAUUACAUGAUAAAGUUGAUAAAUUAGUUACUUUAAAAAUGGCAAUAGCUCUUAGGAAUUAUAAAGUUUAUCGUCAAGGUUUACAAUCUUUUUAUCAUAUUUUUAAAAGUAUUGAAAAUUCAUUAAAUUAUCAAUUUGAAAAUAAUUCAAAUGAUAAAUAUGUUAUAAUGUUAAAAAAAGUUUGGAAAUCAGAGAUAAGUAGAACCACUAAAGCUGAAAAAGAUCUUUUAUUUUAUUAUGAUAAUGAUAAAUCAAAAUUUGAAAAUCCAAAAAUGAAACAACAAAUUAUUUUUAGUCAACAUAUAUUAAAUAAAACUAAAGAAAAACCUUAUUUAUUAUUUGCUUAUUUACAUGUUAUGUAUUUAGCUUUAUUUGCUGGUGGUAGAUUAAUGAGAUCAUCAUUUAUAAAAGCUACUGGUUUUUAUCCUCAUAAAAAUAAUUUAAAACAUGAAGAAAUUAUAAAAUUAGGUACAAAUUUUUUUACAUUUGAUGUUGAAAAUGAAGAUAAUUUAAGAAUUGAAUAUAAAAAAAAUUAUGAAUUAAUAACAAGAAUUGGUUUAACAGAAGAUGAAAAAUUAGAAAUUAUUGAAGAAAGUAAAUUUAUAUUUGAACAAAAUGCAAAUUGUUUAAUUGAAUUAGAAAAUUAUAAUUUAGAAAAAAUAAAGGGAAGUUGGUUAUAUUUCUUAAUGACAAAAGGUUAUUAUAGUUUAAUGAUUAUUGUAUCAAUAUUAUUAGUACUUUAUUUAUUUAGAACAAUUAUGAAAUUUAUAUAA
Molecule: messenger RNA, 957 nt
Organism: Lodderomyces pseudojiufengensis
Lineage: Eukaryota; Fungi; Ascomycota; Pichiomycetes; Serinales; Debaryomycetaceae
Gene: HMX1
Product: Hmx1p
Exons: 1
Coding region: 1-957 (318 amino acids)
Biological process (GO): heme oxidation
Molecular function (GO): heme oxygenase (decyclizing) activity
Source: RefSeq, a predicted model, not a curated record